Exophiala xenobiotica is the source of this 1411-nucleotide messenger RNA. RefSeq lists its product as uncharacterized. The transcript is spliced from 3 exons. The record is from RefSeq and is a predicted model, not a curated record. NCBI's taxonomy places the organism in Eukaryota, Fungi, Ascomycota, Eurotiomycetes, Chaetothyriales, Herpotrichiellaceae. The coding region runs from base 368 to 1150 and encodes 260 amino acids.
GUUAAACCGACAGCAUUUCCUGCCCUUGAUUCUCGCUUCCUCCUUUCUCCCUCCUCUUCAUCAACGUCCAAACCCAAUGCAUUGACUUCACAAUUGUCCAUGUACCAGCAGUCCUACCACUUGCUCAUCCCCUCGACCGACCUAACAAUCAAUAGACGCUGAUCCCCUCCUUGUUCGACACGCCAGUCAGCCGCACCAACCACCCACGCUCGCACCAACCAUGACGUGACCUUUGACCUGCAUCUCCUUUGUCCAGUACGGAGUACCUCAAAAAGCCGUCUCGAACUACCCUCGACAACAGGAACUGAUACAACUUCUGCCUUCUCUUGUACAACUAUACCUUUCACCACGGGCUAUUUCUCUUAAGAUGUCCGGCCAAAACACACCACCAUCUCCUGCCCCCCAACACCGACGUCGGUCCUCCUUUAUCGAGAUGUUCAAUCCUCGCUCACACUCUACCACCGCAGUCUCCUCCUCGCCACCCUCUGCAGUUACUCCCUCGAACCCUAACACCACCCAACAUCGAAGAGGCACCUCAAUCACGGGUCUUGGAUUAAACACCAACCCUUCCACCCAGUCUCCCUUCACAGCCUUUCAACGACGAGCGAGCAUCGCAACUUCAACCGCGUCAAGUUCACCAGAUUUCAAAAACAGUUUUGGAGAUGAGCCUGCAGUCAUUGAAGAGGAUGAUCCGUCACCACAUACGAUGGGACAACCCUCCUCCCCAUCCUUCGCCAGAAGAGUUAGUUUUGGAGCACAGGCUCUACGAGACGUGAAAAUGGGUUCAAGCCCUGGUUCUGCUACUGGCGGUGGUAGGCGCCCCUCGUCCUCCCUUUUUACCGUGGUUGAGAAAUCCAAUUCCGAAAAUGCCACUCUCACUCCCUCACGACCAAGCAUGUCGAGCCCGGCCAAGACUACAGAAGGUUUCAAUUGGUCUGAAGCCCUUCGUGACAGGUCCAGACGCUCACCCUCGUUCUCAUCGGGCAAUCCAUUCACACAAGGUGGCGGUCGACCUCGUGCAGUCAGCAACUCCAAUCCGGAGCCGCCAAAAGAAAUUUUAAAAGCCGUUGAGCCUCCGGCUCCAGUCAGGAUGAAGAAGCCAGAUCACCUCGGCGAAAGAAUGCUUCGUGGUGAGUUCAUGAUGGAUUAAAGACAAAAGGUCCAAUCGCUGAAAGCCGUCCUCUUUCAUUGCUUGGAUAGUAUUAGUGUGAUUUGUGAAACAUGAUGGCAAUGGCUUCAUCUGCGGUUGUGGUUAUGUUGAUGUUGAUGAUCAUGUACGAUAUGCCAAAGAUGGCCCACGUAUGCUUUACGUUGCAGCAUUUCAGGGUUUGCGAAAUCAGAAUGAAUGAAGAAUGAAAUGGUAUGACCAACGCUUUGUUUGUCUAGGGACGAAGUUUCUCUUACUCCUCCU